UGAUCAUCACUCAGUUAUUGAGAACCUUGGGAUUGCUAAUUCUCACUUUCAAGAGGAUCGCAACUGCUUUGGUUCCGUAAAGAUCAAGCUCUUGCAGCCUUCCCGCACCUUCUGUCCCUAACAAGACAGGAAGAAGCCCAUGCCCUCUUUCUGAAUAGCUUCAAACUGUCGCUCCUUCCCUUUCUCUUUUCUCGCAUGUAGCCAACGAUUCGCCCAUUGUCGCGGCUUUAAUUCUUCAAUCUCCUCCGACUCCUCUCUAAAUUUUACCUACUCUCGGUCAGCUCGUGCCACCUCGUCAUAUUUGACUUAUGCUGAGAAGGCCAAUCCCUCUCCUAGUCACUUUAUUUCCAAACACACCGCAUCGCGAUUCAACAUGGUCAGAGCAAUCUUCAGAAACCUUGUCAUCGCGGCUGCUGGUGAGUUUCCAAGCGACUGUCCCAGCGAGCAAGCGGCUAAGGAAUGGGCAAAGUUGCGCCAAGGCCGGUUCUCAUCCGUCUUGGACGAUUCUGUGACCCAUCUCAUUUGCACGAACGAAGAGUUCAAGAACAGGCAAAAGAACCAUCGAAUCAAGAUUGCAGAAAAAGACAAGAGGAAGAUCCACAUCAUCAACUGGGACUGGUACAGGUUCUCUUGCACCCACAACAAGAAGCUUCGUGAGCGAGACUUUGAUUUCUCCGCCACGAGAGCCAAGGAGAAGGAAAAGUUCAGAAAGGAGCGAGAAUUGGAACAGAGGGCCCGCAACUCCAUGAAGGGAGAGAAAUGGAUCAAUCCAGAUCUUUAUCAUGUCUGCACUGACAAGAGUUUCUUCGAGUACAAGAUUGAACUCUUCAGAACUUCGGAGGACGAGGACGGGGCUCAUCACGAGAAGUACCAACUCUACCUGUUUGAAUCCCACGCCAAGCCGCACCUCUACUGGUUUGGUGUCAAGUUUCUCAAAAAAAAGGACAAUGGCAGGUGGUGGCCACAUGCCUCCGAGCGCACCAGCCCGACACCAGGAAACCUCCAGCAACAGUUCCAGCAGUUCCUGAAAUUCUUCGAGCUCAAAACCAGUAUUCGCUGGUGGGACAGAAUCAUCAAGGCUGGAACGCGUGAGAAAAUCUUCUUCAACUACUCGCCGCCGACUCGAGGCAAGCCUGUCGGAGGCGGUAUGAAGGGAGACAUGUACGAUAAGUGUCUCAAGAGUAACAAAGGCUGGUUCCAUCGCUGGGCAGAUCUGUUUGGGGAUGACCUGCCAGCCGAUCUCCAAAUUGAGGAUGCGGCUAAAAAGAUACUGGACGAUACUAUUGACGAAUCGUGCGCAUUUCUAGAAGCAGCUUCACUUCUUGGUGAUGAGGAGUCCGUCCAAGCAUCACAAGAAACCUACGGAGGCAACAUCCCGGGUGCUUCUGCUGAUAGCAAGGUUUGGGAUGAGCCCCAUGAGAAUAGCGUCAUGGACAGCGACUCUAAAGUGCACGAAUAUAAAGGCACCUUGUAAACUCGGAUGAAGAAAACUUAUUCUACGUCAGCAGUGCUUGAGGGCCGGAAAGAGCUGCGGCGAGCAGCAUCAAAGAAUCGACACGAUCAGAUGCUCGAAAGAAGGCAGUCUCUGAAAGUGGCGGCGAGUGGGCGACGGUCUGGGUUAUUGGUGGUGGAAAUUUUCAUUUUAACAUUUCGAAGCGGGGGUUGGUGGGUGUGGUCUUUGGGGACAGGUUGAAUUCAGAUGGAGGCCGAGGCUCUUUGGGAAAGGUGGCUAGGCGUUGCUUUCUUCUCCUUUCGGUGUUCCUGCCAACAUCUAGGGACACACACUCCCAUGUAUACUUCACUUACUUCUCCAGAGGACAGGGCUUCCUAAUCUAGAAAUUACUAUGGCGUUGUUUCCAGACACAUGUGGAUUUGGAUGUAGCAGACUCGAGGCUUUCUCCUUAUUCUUUGUCUCCGA
This is a messenger RNA of Colletotrichum destructivum, 1918 nucleotides long. Its product is annotated as Putative BRCT domain-containing protein. NCBI's taxonomy places the organism in Eukaryota, Fungi, Ascomycota, Sordariomycetes, Glomerellales, Glomerellaceae. The transcript is spliced from 6 exons. The record is from RefSeq and is a predicted model, not a curated record. The coding region runs from base 374 to 1474 and encodes 366 amino acids.